Pseudoliparis swirei is the source of this 1981-nucleotide messenger RNA. RefSeq names its product gastrula zinc finger protein XlCGF57.1-like. The coding region runs from base 49 to 1896 and encodes 615 amino acids. NCBI's taxonomy places the organism in Eukaryota, Metazoa, Chordata, Actinopteri, Perciformes, Liparidae. The record is from RefSeq and is a predicted model, not a curated record. The transcript has 2 exons. Gene Ontology annotation, molecular function: RNA polymerase II cis-regulatory region sequence-specific DNA binding; DNA-binding transcription factor activity. Gene Ontology annotation, biological process: regulation of transcription by RNA polymerase II.
UCUAAGAGCCAAUCAGCUCUCCGUGACGACAGCGAGGCGUUUCCCAUCAUGCACUACAUCCAACUGCGCAUGCGUCGUUCAAAGAUGGAGUCCGAGGAGCCUCCGGUGUCGGUCUCCGUGUCUCCGGGAGAAAAGAUGAGGCUGUUGGUGAAGCAGCGAGUCCACGCGGCCGUUGAAGAGUCUUCUGGGCUGUUGGACACAUUGACAGCAGCUUAUGAGGACACCGUGUCUCCGCUCAGAGAACACGAGCGACACGCAUCAGACGUCCAGCAGCUGUUGGUGGUUAAAGAAGAGGUUCCUUUUGAGCAGCAGGUCUGGAGCUCCAGUCUGGACCAGGUGCAUCCAGAGCCCCCCCACAUUAAAGUGGAACAGGAGGACCAAGAGAACUCAGUGCCCCCCCACAUUAAAGAGGAACAGGAGGACCAGGAGAACCCUGAGCCCCCCCACAUUAAAGAGGAACAGGAGGACCAGGAGAACCCUGAGCCCCCCCACAUUAAAGAGGAACAGGGGGACCAGGAGAACCCUGAGCCCCCCCACAUUAAGGAGGUACAUGAGGAACUCUGGACCAGUCAGGAGGGAGAGCAGCUUCAAGGGCUGGAGGAGGCUGGUCUCAAGUUCUCAUUCACUCCUGUGAAGAGUGAAGCUGAAGAGGAAGCUCAGUCCUCUCAGCUUCAUCAAAGACAAACUGAACCGAUGGAAAUAGAAGCUGAUGGAGAUGAUUGUGGAGGACCAGAACCAGCCAGGAACCCAGAUCCAGAUAGACCUCCAGUUCCUGAUGAAAAGACUGGAGACUCUUCAGAACCAGAUACUGAUGAGACUGGAGACUCUUCUGAACCAGAUACUGAUGACUCUGUUGAUUGGAAGAAGACCAGAGAACCUCAAGCAGGUUUAAACUCCCUGAAUAAUGAUGAGGUUUCUGUUAGUGAUUCAAAAUGUAGUUCUAGUCAGAAACCAUUAAGCUGCUCUAAAUGUGGGAAAAGAUUUCACCUCAAAGGAGAUUUUAAGAAACACAUGUUAACUCACACAGGAGAGAAACCUUUCAGCUGCUCAGUCUGUAAAAGAUCUUUUGCACAGAGAGGAACUUUAAAGAGACACAUGUUAACUCACACAGGAGAGAAACCUUUCAGCUGCUCAGUCUGUAAAAGAUCUUUUGCACAGAGUGGACCUCUAAAGAGUCACAUGUUAACUCACACAGGAGAGAAACCUUUCAGCUGCUCAGUCUGUAGAACAUCUUUUGCACAGAACAAUCAGUUAAAUAUUCACAUGUUCACUCACACAGGAAAGAAACCUUUCAGCUGCUCAGUCUGUAAAACAUCUUUUGCACAGAGAGGAGCUUUAAAGAGUCACAUGUUCAUUCACACAGGAGAGAAACCGUUCAGCUGCUCAGUCUGUAAAACAUCUUUUGCACAGAGCAGUCAUUUAAAGAGUCACAUGUUAACUCACACAGGAGAGAAACCUUUCAGCUGCUCAGUCUGUAAAAGAUCUAUAAGACACAGAGGAACUUUAAAGACUCACAUGUUAACUCACACAGGAGAGAAACCUUUCAACUGCUCACUCUGUAAAACAUCUUUUGCAGAGAGGAGAUAUUUAAAGAGACACAUGUUAACUCACACAGGAGAGAAACCUUUCAGCUGCUCACUCUGUAAAACAUCUUUUGCACGGAGUGAAACUUUAAAGACUCACAUGUUAACUCACACAGGAGAGAAACCUUUCAGCUGCUCACUCUGUAAAACAUCUUUUACAGAUAGGAGACUUUUAAAGAGACACAUGUUAACUCACACAGGAGAGAAACCUUUCAGCUGCUCACUCUGUAAAACAUCUUUUGCACGGAGUGAAACUUUAAAAAGUCACAUGUUAACUCACAUAGGAGAGAAACCUUUCAGCUGCUCACUGUAAAACAUCUUUUACAGAUAGGAGACUUUUAAAGAGACACAUGUUAACUCACACAGGAGAGAAACCUUUCAGCUGCUCACUCUGUAAA